Messenger RNA from Trichoderma virens Gv29-8, 645 nucleotides. RefSeq lists its product as uncharacterized. Gene Ontology annotation, cellular component: nucleolus. The transcript is spliced from 2 exons. NCBI's taxonomy places the organism in Eukaryota, Fungi, Ascomycota, Sordariomycetes, Hypocreales, Hypocreaceae. The record is from RefSeq and is a predicted model, not a curated record. The annotation marks the transcript as partial. Gene Ontology annotation, molecular function: RNA binding.
AUGUUUGCGAAGCCGAGACCAAAGAAGAGCAUCCUCCCCCCGCCAAGCAAAAAGCGCAAGUAUGGUGUUGAAGAGGUCUCCUUCGACUUUGACGCUCGACACGAAUAUCUCACUGGCUUCCAUAAGCGGAAACAACAGCGUAUAAAGCUGGCACAGGAAGAAGCUGCCAAAAGGGCACGGGAGGAGAGACUAAGAACAAGGAAACAGAUUCGAGACGAACGCAAGCGAGAAGUUGAAGAGCACGUCGAGCACGUCAACAAGCUGCUUCGGGAAUCUGGUGCCAUUGAGGUCGAUAGCGCCGAUGAGCAAUCAGGGUCAGAUCAAGAAGCCAACGAGGGAGAAUGGGCCGGAUUUCCAGACCGACCAAAUCUUGACAUUGUUGAUCACGAGGAGGAGUACAUAGACGAAGAUCGAUACACAACAGUCACAGUGGAGUCGGUCUCAAUAUCACGCGAUGGAUUAGAACGGCCGGAGAAGCCCCAAGAAAAGGCCGAGGAGGAUGAAGAGCAGGAAAAGGAGAAUGCGGAUCAAGACAAAUCAAAAACCCCGGCAAGACCUAAAAAGAAGAAGCAAAAGUUCCGUUACGAGUCGAAAAUCGAGAGGCAGCUUACGGACAGGAGACAAAGGGCAAAAGGCAAAGCCAAG